AUGGCCCUCCCUGAAGUUGCUGAUUUCGCCCGCAACUUCGCGGUCAUGGUCAGAGUUCAAGGCCCUGACCCAAAGGGACUCAAAAUGCGUAAUCACGCUUUCCACCAUUAUAAUUCUGGCAAAACAACACUCUCUGCAUCCGGAACACUUCUUCUGGGUUUUGAUUUGGAUGCUUCUACAAGCAGCAGCAACACCGUGCAAGUUUUGACAGUUGCUUCUGUAAUUGAGCCAUUUUUAUCACAAAAAUUCAGGGAAAACAUAUCAAAGGACAAAGCCCAAUUGAUACCUGGUGCUCGGAUUGAUAUAAUGUUGGAGGGCACAAAAGUGCUGGAAGGUGAUAAAGUGGGGAAUGAGGAGGCUUGGUUGCCUGCUGAACUGAUAAAGAUGGUUAACAUUCCAGAAUCAUCUUCUGCUGUUCAAUCGCUGAUUGAAGCUUCUUCUGGUUCAUUGGAGCAUGGUUGGGAAGUUGGUUGGUCGCUAGCCUCUCAUAACCGUGGUCCUCAACAUAUUAUGGAGACCAUUCAGUCACAGGUUGAGCAAUUUUCCUUCCAGAGCCAAAGACAAAUGCUUGGGAUGGAGUUGAGCAAUCCGUAUCUUAUGGGCCAAUCAACCACGAGGAUUGCCCUGCUCACUAUUCCCUCAAAACUUUUUGAGAAUUUUCCGAAGUUAAAUACAUCUGUACCCAGGAGGGGAGAUCUUGUUCUGGCUAUGGGUUCUCCUUUUGGCAUAUUGUCGCCUGUACAUUUCUUUAACAAUUUAUCAGUGGGGUCCAUUUGCAACAGCUAUCCACCCAGUUCCUCCAAAAGAUCUUUAUUGAUGGUUGAUAUUAGGUGUCUUCCUGGAAUGGAAGGUAGCCCAGUAUUCGGAGAAUGUUCUCAACUUAUCGGUCUUCUGGCUAGACCACUGAGGCAAAAAAACAGUGGCACUGAAAUUCAGCUGGUGAUUCCGUGGGAUGCCAUUGCAUCGGGUUGCAGUGAAUUGCUGCACGAGGAGCCCCAUGUUAAAAGGAAAGGGAACCAUUGUAAUGAUGAAAAUUUGAAGACAUCGCCCAAAGGGAAAUUAGAUGGAUCCUCAAGUGACGUGCAAGAGCAUCCUCAUUCAGGUCCCCUUCUUCCUUCUCCUGUAGACAAGGCAAUGCCUUCUAUUUGUCUUGUUACCAUCGAUGAUGGAUCAUGGGCUUCUGGUGUUUUGCUCAACAAACAAGGUCUCAUUCUUACUAAUGCUCAUCUCUUGGAGCCAUGGAGAUUUGGUAAAGCUUCUGCAAAUGGUGAAAUAAAUGAGAUCAAGUCCAAGGUUGCUACUUUUCCAACCAAUGAAUCUACACCUAACGGUCCUCAGAAUUUGCAUCCAACAAAAUCGAGACCAUUGGAUAUUUUGCUUAAUGGUGAGCAGGGGUUAUCUAGACGUGGCUUGGCCAACAUCAGCCCUAGAAGCAUAUGUGUCCGGUUAGAUUUUAUGGAUCCUUGGACAUGGAGCAAUGCUAGUGUUGUUUAUGUUUCCAGAGGGCCAUUGGAUAUUGCCCUGUUGAAGCUUGAGACCGCAUCGGAUCAACUUUGUCCCAUUGUCAUGGAUUUCACUAGUCCAUCCCCUGGAUCAAAGGCAUAUAUAAUUGGACAUGGUUUGUUUGGACCACGAUGCAACUUCCUUCCAUCUGCUUGCCAUGGUGUAAUAUCUAAAGUAAUUGAAGCAAAGAGGCCUAAACUGCAAUCCAAUCAGCUGAGUAGAGAAGAACUUUUUCCAGCUAUGUUUGAAACAACAGCUGCUGUUCAUCCUGGCAGUAGUGGUGGGGCCGUUGUCAAUUCUGAUGGUCACAUGAUUGGUCUUGUCACAAGCAAUGCCAGGCAUGGUGGAGGGACUGUUAUACCACAUUUGAACUUUAGCAUUCCAUGUGCAGCUCUGGCGCCAACCUUCAAUUUCUCCAAAGAUAUGCAGGACUACUCGCUUUUAGAAGAUCUCGACAAGCCUAAUGAACACCUUUCUUCUGUAUGGGCAUUGAUGCCACCAUUAUCUCCAAAACCCAGUCCCUUCUUGCCCAAUCUACCUCAGUUUCCCAUAGAAGAUAAAAAUGAAACCAAGGGUUCUCGAUUUUCCAAAUUUAUUGCUGAGACGAAUGAGUUACUGAAAAAUACAGCUGAGCUUGGCACGGAUAAGAACUUCUCUAACAAACUAAUACCUAGUAAGCUGUGA
Messenger RNA from Fraxinus pennsylvanica, 2187 nucleotides. Lineage: Eukaryota; Viridiplantae; Streptophyta; Magnoliopsida; Lamiales; Oleaceae. The record is from the annotation of a GenBank genome assembly.